AUGAUGACGUAACCAGGAAGUAGCAGCAGCUUUCGACGAAAUCCAAAUCAUCGGCAGAAGAUGAGUCGCAUUUAUGACAACACUGCGCUAUUAAACAAACCUGUCCAUAAUGAGAAAUUCUCCUCCACAUGGGAUCCAUUAGUUCACCAGAGUGGUCAUGGUGUCAUUUUAGAGGGGGCGGUCGUGGAAAUGUCACGCCAUGUCAUAACAGAUGUGAACAACAGAAAGGAGCGCUACAAUGUUUUGUAUGUCAAACCAAGCAAAAUCCAUCGCAGAAAAUAUGAUUCAAAAGGAAAUGAGAUUGAACCUAACUUCAGUGAUACAAGAAAGGUCAACACAGGAUAUCUGAUGUCAUCCUUCAAAGUGGAGGCUAAGGGUGAAACAGAUUGUCUAAAUGAGCGCCAACUGAGUGACAUUGUGAAUAAGGAUCAGCUGGUUAAAGUAACAGCAAAACAUUGUCCUAGUCAGGCCUUUGCAUUCUGGAUCUCAGAAGCAGAGAUGGACAGAACAGAGCUCGAGUCAGGCCAAGAAAUCCGUCUUAAAACGAAAGGAGACGGGCCCUUUAUUUUUUCCUUCGCCAAACUGGACAGUGGUACAGUGACGAAAUGCAACUUUGCAGGAGAUGAGAACGCUGGAGCAUCGUGGACAGAGAAAAUAAUGGCUAACAAAGCAGAUCAGGAAAAUGCAGGGAAGAGUGGCGGUCAGGGCGAGGGAGCAGACGAUGAAGAAUGGGAUGACUGAAUGACACCAUUGAGCUUCAAGGAUUGCAUCACGGUGCCUUAUCUGUCCUCCAAAUGUAUAUUUACGGCUACACCACAAAACAAGACCUAACUGUCAGUAUUCAUAUAUUAUCACAUGAAAGUAUCAUAAACAGCAAAAGUGCCAUUGUAAAUGAAGACUUUUAUAUAUUAUAAUGUACUUAAGUAUUUUAUGUGUGUAUUAAAGAUAUAUCCUAAAGAUCAUUAAGCACUGUAAAUUGAAAACAGUUGUACUAUAUCAUAUUUAGAGAUGCAGCAAUAUUACAAUUAUGCCUGAUAGCCAAUUAAUGUCAUUAUUUUAAAACAAUAAAAACUACUCAAAUUAAUUGUAUUAAAUGCUACAAUUGAAUUUAGGCAUCACAACAUUAUGUACAGUAUAAAAGUGUAUAUUUCUUUUGAGAUUUCCUAAAGAUUACAUAAAUGACCGUUUAAACGGCAGCAAAGGUUAUCUAAAUGUAAAACAUGUACAAUGAAAUAUCUAAUAUAGACAAUCUGAUAUAUUGU
Messenger RNA from Sinocyclocheilus rhinocerous, 1262 nucleotides. RefSeq names its product actin related protein 2/3 complex inhibitor (gene arpin). The transcript has 6 exons. The record is from RefSeq and is a predicted model, not a curated record. Gene Ontology annotation, biological process: negative regulation of actin nucleation. The coding region runs from base 61 to 741 and encodes 226 amino acids. NCBI's taxonomy places the organism in Eukaryota, Metazoa, Chordata, Actinopteri, Cypriniformes, Cyprinidae.